Micropterus dolomieu (smallmouth bass) is the source of this 1186-nucleotide messenger RNA. Its product is annotated as bifunctional epoxide hydrolase 2-like. The coding region runs from base 493 to 1152 and encodes 219 amino acids. Gene Ontology annotation, cellular component: peroxisome. The transcript is spliced from 9 exons. Gene Ontology annotation, biological process: phospholipid dephosphorylation; cholesterol homeostasis. The record is from RefSeq and is a predicted model, not a curated record. Gene Ontology annotation, molecular function: magnesium ion binding; lipid phosphatase activity. Lineage: Eukaryota; Metazoa; Chordata; Actinopteri; Centrarchiformes; Centrarchidae.
AUGACUGCGCUGCUCCACGUGACCUCAGGGUUUUACAUGUUUUUACAUCAUCGGAAAGUAAACAAAGCGUUUCCCAAAGCAAAGCCUAGUUUUUUAGCUUCAUGAAGGCAUUUUUUAUUGUUCUUGGUCGACUUGUUUAAGCCUUUAAUGGUUUAGUGUGACAUCAUGUUGACAGAAUGGUUGUAUUUAACCAGAUUUAACCAUCUCUCCCUCUGUUUGUUAUCGUGUCACCGCCACACAAACAGUAAUGCAGCUUACACAGAAUAAUAUUAAAGGUUUUCUCUCUCUUCAAGGAUUUAAUCACAUUUCUGGACAAAAUGUUCAAAAUAAACCUGCAGAGACUUUAAACUUGCUGCAGAUCUUCAGGCGAUUAUCUCAGUUUGUCGUCCGCGUCGUGUUCUGAUGGAGAACCCAGAUCUAUAAUAUCUUCUCCAGGCGAUACCUCAGGUCACCCUGGUGGGUCACGACUGGGGCGGCGUUCUGGUGUGGACCAUGGCUCAGUAUCAUCCUGAGAGAGUCAGCGCUGCGGCGUCUCUGAACACUCCUCUGUGCCCCGCCGAUCCUUCUGUAACUCCUGCAGAGAGACUGAAGGCUGAACCCAGAUUUGACUACCAGCUCUACUUCCAGAAACCUGGCGCGGCGGAGGCCGAGCUGGAGAAAGACUUGGAGAGGACCUUUAAGAUUUUCUUUUUCAGCAGCGGUGAAGCGGCGAAGCGUCCUGCCGUCAGCACCGCAGGAGUCUGCGCUCGAGGUGGUCUGUUUGUGGGUCUGCCGGAGCAGAUUCCCCGGAGCUCCGUGCUGACGGAGGCCGACCUGCAGUACUACGUCAGCCAGUACAGAGAGCGAGGCUUCAGGAGACCGUUGAACUGGUAUCGUAACGGGGAGGCGAACUGGAGGUGGAUGUGUUCUCGUCCCACUGCAAAGCUGCUGAUGCCUGCUCUGAUGGUGACGGCAGGUAAAGACCAGGUUCUGCUGCCGGCCUUCUCCAAAGGGAUGGAGGACUUGAUCCCGAACCUGAGCAGAGGACACAUCGAGGAGUGUGGACACUGGACUCAGAUGGAAAGGCCAGCGGAGACAAACAGCAUCCUGAUAUCAUGGCUUAGAGAGACGCACAAGAAGGCUGGAGGCGUUAAAGUGGCCCCCAAACUGUGAGGGGGGCGGGGAGAGAGAGGGAGGAAGGGAGAGA